AUGGGUCCUCACUCAACAUUGCAUCGAAAUCAGCAAGAUCGAAUAUUUACCAGCACAAAUGCUCAAGGACAAAUUGUAAUUUCUGAUAAAACUAUGUUACCGAGUUUAAUUCGAAUUUAUCGAAUUGGAGAAGCAUCGACACCUGAAAGUUGUGGUGCUGCUUGCAAACGUCGAGGGCGAGGUCACUUUCACCUUGUCGAAUGUCCUGGUGGCGAGUUAUGUCUACAGAAACGAUUUGGUGAUAGUAAAGCUCGUCACUCACAAAUGGUAUACUAUACGAAAGAGAAUCAAGCAAGCACAAGUAUGUAUGAUGAAGUUUUGUGUGCUGCAUACUGGCAAAAUUAUCGAUGGAAAUCGCCUGUAUCUGAUAGUGAUCAAGAACUCAACGCUCUGUGCAACUAUUAUUGUAGUGAACAUGUUGAUUUGGUAAACCAACCAGAGUCAAAGAUAGGAUUCUGUACAUUAAAAGCAUGGCAUGAAGGUGAUCAUAUAUUUGAAUGUCAAGAUAAUCAUCUAAGUAAAGAUGAAUACGAAGGUGUCGAUGUAUGCUUUGUCAUUGGCACGACAACGUCAAUGCGUUCUUUCUUUAAUCAAGUCAAGUCAACAAUUAUUCGCGUCAUCCGAGAGAAUCAAGAGUGCCUGAAAAAAGUUGGCAAACCCACAAGCGAAAUCAAAUUUGGGAUUGUGGCAUAUCGUGAUCAUGUAACGGAAAAGGAGGAAUAUGUUGUUCGAACAUUUCCAUUUUCGACGGCGGAUAUAGCCAUUACCGUCGUGGAAAAUCUCAAAGUUGGUUGGGGCGACGAUUAUCCCGAAGCUGUUCUUGAUGGGCUCGAUGCUGCAAACACGCUCGAAUGGCGUACUAAAGCGGAUCAUCUUUUAUUUCAUGUACUUGAUGCACCACCCCAUGGCCGUCAAUAUCAUAACCGUUCGAAGGAUAAUUGGCCAGAUGGAUGCCCUUGCAACAAAUCGGCCGUAACUAUUUUUAAACAAAUGAAGGAGAACAAGAUAAAGUAUCAUGUCAUGCAUAUCAAUAAUCGUUUGAAUAUGAUGAUUAGAGAAUUCCAAAAACUGAUCCCUGUACAAGUUUUGAUCUUCGAUGAGAAAUUAACAUUUGACUUAGUGGUCAGCAAACGAGUGACACAACAACUCAUCGAUACCGAAUUGACACUACGUAAGCCCACAGAUACAAUAUGA
Rotaria sp. Silwood2 is the source of this 1194-nucleotide messenger RNA. Lineage: Eukaryota; Metazoa; Rotifera; Eurotatoria; Philodinida; Philodinidae. The record is from the annotation of a GenBank genome assembly.